This is a messenger RNA of Mycena indigotica, 858 nucleotides long. RefSeq lists its product as uncharacterized. The record is from RefSeq and is a predicted model, not a curated record. Lineage: Eukaryota; Fungi; Basidiomycota; Agaricomycetes; Agaricales; Mycenaceae. The transcript has 7 exons. The coding region runs from base 1 to 858 and encodes 285 amino acids.
AUGCCUCGUUCAGACCGUUCCGACGAAGACGACCAGGAAUCUGUGAGAAUAUUCAGACUACCCUACGACGCGCCUAGGAUAUCCGAAGCGGAUUACUUUCGGAAGACCGACGAGUUUCGUGUAUGGCUGAAGACGGAAAAGAAGAGGUACUUUGAUGAGCUGUCUGGAGACAAGGCCCGCAGCUACUUUCGUAAAUUCGUCAAGGCCUGGAACAAGGGAAAGCUGACGAAAUCGUUGUAUGCCGGAGUCGAUCCGUCCAGCGUCUCUGCCGAGUCACAAACGAGCUACAAAUGGUCGUUCAAAAAAUCUCGCGCUGACGAUGAUGCGCUCCGGGCUGUCCGCGAAGAAGUGGGGGCCGCAACUUAUCGCAAGGACAAUAACUCUUCUGCUAACCCCAACGCGUCAACAUCGCGCUCUUCACGAGUACAAGGUCCCACUUUACCGUCUGCCUCUGAUCUGGCAUACGCUCGAGAAUUGACACGGGAUGUUGAGCAAGAAGAGCGAAGCUUGAAACGAAAACGUGAUAAGGCAGAAGCAAGAGAUCGCAUUGAAGACAUGGUAGGACCAAAGGAGGUCGGCCGCGAGGGUAUGCUGGAGAAGAAACGGGCCAAACGGGAGUCGGACCGGUCUUUCCGAGAGCGCGGCGACGAGGGUCUCGAAGCACCCGAAUCGACACUUCUCGGAGGUGGUGAUAGCUUCAAGGAUCAAAUUGCAAAGCGUGAUGCCGCCAAGAACAGAUACGAAGCUGCCAGAGAAGAAAAGGCGGCUACCGCUCGUGAGCGGUUCAACGCUAUGCGGGAGAGAAACGACAAGACGAUGGCCAUGUUCCAAGCGAUGGCAAAAGAGCGGUAUGGAUGA